Molecule: messenger RNA, 2577 nt
Organism: Oryctolagus cuniculus (rabbit)
Lineage: Eukaryota; Metazoa; Chordata; Mammalia; Lagomorpha; Leporidae
Product: UDP-glucuronosyltransferase 2A3
Molecular function (GO): glucuronosyltransferase activity
Source: RefSeq, a predicted model, not a curated record
CGUCCUCAGAAGGGCCGUGUGAGCAGCUGCACCAUGGUGUCCGUGAAGUGGGCUUCCUCAGUCCUGCUGCUGCAACUCUGCUGUGCUGGCUGUGGCUUCUGUGGGAAGGUGCUGGUGUGGCCUUGUGACAUGAGCCACUGGCUUACUAUCAAGGUCAUUCUAGAAGAACUCGCAGAGCGGGGCCAUGAGGUAACAGUGCUCACCCAUCCACAUACUCUUCUCAUUGAUCACUGGAACCCCUCUGCCCUGAACUUUGAGGUGGUUGAUGUGCCAUUUGUCAAAGAGAAUACCAAGAAAAAUCAUGCAGCAAUGCAGAAGCUACCUCUUAAUGUCUCACCACUGUUGCUACCCUGGCAAUCAAUAAUAAAACUGAGUGACCUCUUAAGGGGGAUGAAUAAAAGUUUUAAACUUUUCUGUGAGAGUGUCAUCUACAACCAGACACUCAUGAAGAAGCUGCAGGAAACCAACUAUGAUGUAAUGCUCAUCGACCCUCUGAAGCCCUGUGGGGAGCUGGUGGCUGAGCUGCUUGCAGUUCCCUUUGUAAUCACUCUUAAGUUUUCCGUAGGAGGCAAUAUGGAGAGGAACUGUGGGAAACUUCCAUCUCCACCUUCGUAUGUCCCUGUGACUAUGGUGGGGCUACCAGACAAGAUGACUUUUCUGGAAAGAGUGAAAAAUGCAAUGCUUUUGGUUUUCUCUAACUUAUGGAUUCAAGGUGGUGACUUUCAAAUUUGGAACCAGUUUUAUAGUGAAGCCUUAGGAAGACCCACCACAUUAUGUGAAACUCUGGCAAAAGCUGAAAUUUGGUUAAUCCAAACAUACUGGGAUUUUGAAUUUCCUCGUCCAUACUUGCCUAAUAUUGAGUUUGUUGGAGGACUGCAUUGCAAACCUGCCAAACCUUUACCCAAGGAAAUGGAAGAGUUUGUCCAGAGCUCAGGUGAAGAUGGCAUCGUGGUGUUUUCUCUGGGUUCUGUAAUUGAUAAUUUACCUGAAGAAAAGGCUGACCUCAUUGCUUCUGCCCUGGCUCAGAUUCCACAGAAGGUUUUAUGGAAAUUCAAAGGAAAGAAACCAGCAACCUUAGGUGCGAAUACUCGAAUCUAUGAUUGGAUACCCCAAAAUGAUCUUCUUGGCCAUCCCAAAACCAAAGCUUUCAUCACUCAUGGUGGAAUGAAUGGGAUCUAUGAAGCAAUUUACCAUGGGGUCCCCAUGGUAGGAGUUCCCUUAGUUAAUGAUCAGCAUGACAACAUUGCUCACAUGAAGGCCAAAGGAGUGGCUGUGGAGGUGAACCUGCACACAAUGACAAGUGCAGACUUGCUCAGUGCCUUGAGGACAGUGAUCAAUGACCCCUCCUACAAAGAGAACGCCAUGAAGUUAUCGAGGAUUCACCACGAUCAGCCCAUGAAGCCCCUGGACCGGGCAGUCUUCUGGGUCGAGUUUGUCAUGCGCCACAAGGGAGCCAAGCACCUUCGGCCAGCAGUCCAUGACCUCAGCUGGUUCCAGGCCCACUCUUUGGAUGUGAUCGGGUUCCUGCUGGCUUGUGUGGCAGCUGUUAUAAUCUUUGUCACAAAAUGCUUGUUGUUUUACUGCCAACAGUUUGGAAAUACAGGAAAGAAGAAAAAGAAGGAAUAGAUCCCUUCAAGUUUGGGCAAAGUGCUGAAUAGGACAAACUUAUUCAUUCCAGGGUUCAGGGAGAACACAUCUGCUUCCCGUUUUCAUAUUCCCCAUUCCUCAAUCUUAUUCUAGCAUUCAAGCUAAUAAUCAGCUAGUGAGUGUGUCUUUUUUUUCAGUCUUUCUAGCUAUUUCUUCCUCCUUUUUUCACAUUACUGGUUACAGAGAUACCAAUAACUCUGAGAUGAGACAUAUAGGAAUGCUUUUCUUUCAUUUCAGUUCCUUCUCACCACUCCCAUUUUUCCUUUACCAUGGCCUCGUAUUAUAUUGAAGAGUAGUCACCAUGCUGUUAUCCUCUUGCCAGUCUCAUCCAUGUUGCUGCAAAUAACAAGAUUUCAUUAUGUUUACAGAUGAAUAAUAUUACACUAUAUAUAUAAUAUGUAUAUGAAAGCGUAUUUUCUUAAGCUAUUUAUCUUUUGAUGGAUGCCUGAGACCAAAUUUUGACCAUCAUGAUUUGUGCUGUAAUACAAAAAGGAGAACAAUUUCAAAUAAACAACCUAGUUAUGCAUCUCAGCAUCCUGAAAAACAAGAAGAAAUGAAACCUCAAAUUAGCCUGGAGCCAUGGCUCAAUAGGCUAAUCCUCUGCCUGCGGCGCCAGCACACCGGGUUCUAGUCCCGGUUGGGGCGCCGGAUUCUGUCCUGGUUGCCCCUCUUCCAGGCCAGCUCUCUGCUGUGGCCCGGGAGUACAGUGGAGGAUGGCCCAAGUCCUUGGGCCCUGCACCCCAUGGGAGACCAGGAGAAGCACCUGGCUCCUGGCUUCGGAUCAGUGUGGUGCGCUAGCCGCAGCGCGCCAGCUGCAGCGUCCAUUGGAGGGUGAACCAACAGCAAAAGGAAGACCUUUCUCUCUGUCUCUCUCUCUCACUGUCCACUCUUCCUGUCAAAAAAAAAAAAAAAAAAACAAACCCUCAAAUU